This is a messenger RNA of Leishmania mexicana MHOM/GT/2001/U1103, 921 nucleotides long. Its product is annotated as putative carbonic anhydrase family protein. NCBI's taxonomy places the organism in Eukaryota, Euglenozoa, Kinetoplastea, Trypanosomatida, Trypanosomatidae. The coding region runs from base 1 to 921 and encodes 306 amino acids. The record is from RefSeq and is a predicted model, not a curated record. Gene Ontology annotation, molecular function: zinc ion binding; carbonate dehydratase activity. The transcript has a single exon. Gene Ontology annotation, biological process: carbon utilization.
AUGUCACUGUGCAGCUGCGGCUGCCCGCACCCCACGAAGCAGACGCUUGACGUGCCCUCCAUGUACUUCUCCACCACACCGGGGCUGCUGUGCGACCGCAACACGUCGGAGGCCUCGGAGACUGCGACUCUCAGGAAGGAAAAGCUUGCCAGCCUAGUUGGCGGCCGCCUUGUUCAGUCAGUGCAGCGUGAGCAGCCGCCGCGCGGUAGCGGUAUCCAGCCGCUGCUGGACUUCAACAAGCACUGGGCCGGCGAGAUUGUGCAGCUGAACCCGGACUACUUUGUAGAGCUUGCGAAGCAGCAGAAGCCGCAGUACCUGUGGAUCGGCUGCAGUGACAGCCGCGUGCCCGCCAACGAAAUCGUCGGUCUCUACCCCGGUGACAUCUUUGUUCACCGCAACAUCGCGAAUAUCGUGUGUAACAGCGACCUCAACGCGCUCGCUGUUAUCCAGUACGCAAUCGACUGCCUGCAGGUGGAACACGUGAUCAUAUCGGGGCAUUACAAGUGCGGUGGCGUGACGGCGGCUCUGCACGAGGACCGCGUGGGUCUUGCGGAUCACUGGAUCCUGCACGUGUCGGCGGUGAAGAAGCGCCACUGGCGGCGCAUGCUCAGUGAGCUUCCCACGCGCAACCACCUCGACGCCCUGUGCGAGCUGAAUGUCCUGGCGCAGAUGGAGCACGUCGUGGAGACGCACCUGAUACAGCGUGUGUGGUCAAGGCAGAACACAGAGGAUGCCGCGGCGAAGCGCGAGAACCGCCCGUCGCAGAACAAGCCGGAGAACGAGGUGGAGAUUCACGGCUGGGUAUACGGGCUGGAGGAUGGCUUAAUUCGGCCGCUGCUGACGCUGAACCGCCGGUCGAACGUGGAGAAGGAGUUGCACAACGCCGUUGAUGCGCUCUUCUGGCGCUACGGGCAGCUGUAG